AUGACCAAGGGGAAGCAAAUCAACAGGGAGGUGAUGGGAAGAAAGGUGAAAUUGAGCAAGAAAAGAAAAUUCGCGAAGAAAAUGGAAGCUCUUAAGGGGAAGCUGUACAGUGCUCUGGGGGAGCGCCUGAGUGAUGAUGAGAGGGGGAAGAGGCCCCCCAUGUGGGAGAAGAAGCUCACCGGUUGGGGCAAUCGCGGCGGGCGUGAGCCCCCGGCACAACCACGGAGCGAAAUGGGCCAGAAGAGGCAGAAGCGUGUCCACAACGAAGAGGACGAAGAAGAGGUAUGCAGAAGUGAUCCGUAUAGAAACGACCUCCGCAGAGGUAAAACCCACCCUCGUGUGACAAAGCCCGAUGGCUACAACGCGUUGGGUAGGCAGGAACACAAAGUGAAGCACAUGGAUGGGGUGGGCAUCGGGAAGAGAAAAAGAGGAACCCCCCACCACACGCAACUGACAUGGGUACAUGGAGAGCAUGAAAAGAGCAUAAUCGAUUUCAUGCAAAAGAAUGGAAGUCACCAUUUCAAUAAUUACCUAGAUGAUUUGAAGAAGAUAUAUUUCUGUACAGGGCGCACAUCCGACACGUACAGAAUGAUGAUCAGGGACAUGGACACCAAUAUGAGGUCUGUCCAGGGGGUGAAGCAGCGCUCCACAAGUGCUCCCCCAUCGCCGUCGUCACCGCCGUGUGAACUUCCAGUGAGGAAGGACCAAGUGAUGAAAGGCGAAGUGAUGAAAGGCGAAGUGAAGAAGGAGCAUGCGAGCGGUUUCGUGGACAAGCAAUACCUAGUAAGCUCCACCAUUGAACUCCUUUACAACCUGGGCAAGGAGGUUAUGCACUUGACCCACCUGAUGAAGCCCAGAAGGCACGAAGUAGCGAUGAGAGAAAAACUCGUAAAACAGGUAGAAGUUUUCAUAAGGGGAACAUACCCACAAGUAUACAUUCUAAUUUUUGGCUCAUGCAACACAGACCUAGAUCUGUACAAUUCAGAUAUGGACAUUUGCAUCUACAACAGUAUAGAUGACGACAGAACCAAUGUACGAAAAUUAUAUAAUGAAAUGAAAAGGAACAAGCUUUUUAAAAAUGCCAGCAUUAAACAAAUCAUAGGAGCAAAAGUACCUAUAGUUAAAUGCUUCUUUACACAUUUACAGAUUUCAAUCGACUUCUCCUUCAACCAAGUGAGUGCCAUUGUUAGUACUGUACAGACUCAAAGAGUUUUAAAAAAAAACCCGCUUAUAAAAUAUAUUAUUAUUUUUUUUAAAAUUCUGUUAUCUGUAAAUGAUUUGAAUGAUGCAUUUCAGGGAGGCAUUAGUUCCUUCAAACUUUUCCUCAUCAUGGUCAAGUUCAUGCAGGAGCACUCCUUUGUCUUCUACGGAAAAAAUACUUACCUCUAUGUCGGAGAAGUGGUUCAUAAAUUCGUUUCAUAUUUGUCCUUGUUUAAGGACAAGUCUCAACAGAGCAUGGCUUCCUUCUUCUCCGCUAUAUACAAAUACAACCCUCCCACUCAAACAGCCAACCAAGCUACACAGUGUGGUAGUCACGCCGCUACCCCCCGGACGCCGACCAUCGAAUUUGUGAAGAGAAAAAAUAUGAAAGUUAUUAAGAAGCUCUUUAGUCAUAUAUUUUGUAAAUUAGGUUUGACUAACACAAGCUUUAACGAGAACAAGGGAGAUCUCUCAUUUGAAAAAUUAUUUCAAGUCAGGCAAUGUAUGAAGGAGGCUCUGUACUCCUUAUCAGAUGUGCUCAUAUAUCUUGUGAGGAAAAAAAACAAGAAUAUAUGUCCAGAGUUUGACGACGUUAUCUUCGCGGAUGCGCUCUCCAUAGUGGCCUUCUUCCACUUCCUGCGAGAGGAACGACUCAACCGAUUUCUACGCGACUACUAUGCGUUGUUACACCAGAGGAUGCUGUGCCUUAGGGGUAAGACGCCACCCGACAAGGUACCCCUACAUGAUGAUGCCCUCAUUGAAGUUUGUGAAGAGCCAAAUGGGGAGGUCACACAGAACCAGCAUCUCCCUCCCGAAGGCACACUCGCCCAGGUGAACACACCGAACGACCAUUUGGAAGACCCGCACGAUGGAAAAGACAAUCACAGCACUGAUGCGAAUUGCCCGCUUCAGCAUGUCACCCACAAUAUAGAUAGUGCAGCAGGCGACCAACUCAAUCACGCAAACGGGCUAUCCCCCCUCAUGAGUAGCUACUUCAAACAUGACAGCAUCGACGAGGUCCAAGCGAACGUCAACCGCCUGUACCUCGCCAUGGGUCACAAAACAAAUAAUCACAAUCGGCUCGUAAAGAAAGUUUGCUCCAAGCUGGUAAUUAUGAAUUCCUUGUUGGACUUAAAUAAGGUUUUAUCCAAUAGGUUUCAUUACCAUCAAAUAUUUUUGCCUUCCCCAGAGGAGAGGAAGUGUAAGGGUUCAACCCCCGCUUGGCCAGAGGAGGGUGACCCGCAGGACCAAGCAGAGCUGGCUGCGCUAAAAAGGCACAUGCUGGCUAGCUUGGUCAGAUUUAAAAAAUACGACCCCAGUGAAGUUAUGGGGCUGGAAAUCAAAAGCGAGUUUUUUGUGAACACCGCAGACACGGUGUUCUGA
This is a messenger RNA of Plasmodium fragile, 2583 nucleotides long. RefSeq lists its product as uncharacterized. Gene Ontology annotation, cellular component: nucleolus; TRAMP complex. Gene Ontology annotation, molecular function: poly(A) RNA polymerase activity; mRNA binding. NCBI's taxonomy places the organism in Eukaryota, Apicomplexa, Aconoidasida, Haemosporida, Plasmodiidae. Gene Ontology annotation, biological process: RNA 3'-end processing. The transcript has a single exon. Bases 1 to 2583 code for a protein of 860 amino acids. The record is from RefSeq and is a predicted model, not a curated record.